AGUCACAAGGCACCAACAGACACAUAAAUAAAUAGAUGUGUUUUCCUCGUAGAUAAAUCUUUCCAAGCGUCAAGUUAUAUUCUCCACAGCGUGUCUUGCAUUACGAUACAGAACCACAAUGCUAAGACUGAAUCCAUCAGCGCUAAGGAUUCGCCAGGCAGUGGCCGCGAGGAUGACAGCACACAUGAGCAGUAAGCAGUUUGGGACCUCAGUGGCCUUACAAGACAGUGAGUCAUCUAUGAUGUUCGAGGAGGUGGGACAGGCCGGUGUGGCCACCAUGAACCGACCCAAAGUCCUAAACUCACUCAAUCUGGACAUGGUGGUAGAGAUGAAGAAACAGUUUGACGAGUGGGAAGGCGAUGCGCAGAAGAAGGUGAUUGUGCUGCAAGGUGCGGGUGGCAAAGCCUUCUGCGCUGGAGGAGAUGUGGUGCACAUUGCUAAGGCUGGUCUGGCAGGCGACCGUACCGUAGCCCAUGAGUUCUUCUCUACGGAGUACAAGUUAAAUAGUCUGAUUGGCCGAUUACGGACUCCCUUUGUGGCGCUCAUUGAUGGCAUCACAAUGGGUGGGGGAGUGGGUGUGUCUGUGCAUGGGCGAUACAGAGUGGCGACUGAGAAGACGCUGUUUGCUAUGCCUGAGACAGCGAUAGGCCUAGUGCCGGAUGUGGGAGGUGGACACUUCUUACCGCGUUUAAAGGGUGAGUUGGGGAUGUACCUAGCCCUUACUGGCAAUCGACUCAAGGCCGCCGAUGUCUACCACGCAGGCCUAGCCACACACUACGUGCCAAAGGACCAGCUUACCGAUCUCACAGCCGACCUGGUGAGUGUAGAGAAUGAAGAAGAUGUUGAAGUUGUGUUGAACAAGUACCACGUGACACCUGACACGCCUUUCAGUCUGGAUGCGCAUUUGAAUGACAUUGACAGAUGCUUUGCGGGUGAUAAGGCAGAGGACAUGCUGGCGCUGCUAAAUGACAGCGGUGAAUGGGGCCGAAAGAACGCCAAGACGAUCGAGAAGAUGUCACCAACCAGUGUCAAGGUGACCAUUCGUCAGUUGCGCAAUGGGGCGGGUCUUUCGCUGGACGGAGAUCUGCAGAUGGAACUCCGCAUCUGUGCCGAAACCAUGCGCAACAAGGACUUCUACGAGGGCAUCCGUGCGCUGUUGAUUGAGAAGACAAACGAUCCCAAAUGGACGCCAGCUACGCUAGCAGAGGUGACCAAGGAGAUGGUGGACAAGCACUUUGUGAUGCUGCCGGCGGAGUUGGAGCUAAAAAUAGAAUAGACCUGCGUGCGACGGGAGACGGGAAUGCAGCUGUAGGUGUAACACAGCCAGCGCUAAGAUGCGGAGUGUGGGCGAUAGCUGUUACAGGUAGAGAGCGAUGGUUGUUAAGGUGACACAGGUAGAGAGCAAUGGUUGCUAUGGUGACAGUCCACGGGAACGUGACAACCAUGCAUGCCUGGGAGGCUGACAGCGAGAUGCAAGCACACACAAGCUCUCAAGUGCGGAAACGCACACUCACAAAGCGAGUUAAACUAUGCACACACGUGUACCGUGCACAGGGAUAGGGGUAGAGUAACUGAACUCGUAUAAACAACUGCUCUGUUAUUACUAUGGUGAGAAAGGAAAAUAUAUUCUUCAAUGGACCGCCACUCAUUAGUACUUUGAGUAUAUAUUGUCCGGUUCCGAUUGACGUAUUUGAAAAUCUUCGUGGUAUGAACGUUG
This is a messenger RNA of Sphaeroforma arctica JP610, 1717 nucleotides long. RefSeq lists its product as hypothetical. The transcript has 10 exons. Gene Ontology annotation, cellular component: mitochondrion. Gene Ontology annotation, biological process: L-valine catabolic process. The coding region runs from base 119 to 1276 and encodes 385 amino acids. The record is from RefSeq and is a predicted model, not a curated record. Gene Ontology annotation, molecular function: 3-hydroxyisobutyryl-CoA hydrolase activity. NCBI's taxonomy places the organism in Eukaryota, Ichthyosporea, Ichthyophonida.